AGCAGCGGAGAAGUGGGGUGACCCACAGACGAAUUUAGGGACCUCGGGGAGAGCAUCAGAGUCCCCGGGCUCCGCCCUAUAAAAUCUGGGGCUGGCAAGAGUGGCCGUGGUUCGCUGCGCUCUCAGGGACCGCUAUUGAGAAGUGAAUAACGCGCAGCCCCGGGCGCUCGUCCCAGGGAUCCCAGCUACAGCUGCAGCCAGGCCUGCCGCCCGCCCUCUUCGCGCCUCCGCCAGGCUUCGCCGCGCUCUUUGACCUCGGAGUUUGUCUCAGAGGCCCGCUGGGCCUCGAAGCUGCUCAGUGACGCGGCGGGGCUGGGGGCAGCACCUGUCCCGGAGCGCAAGGUUCGGUCGUCGCGCUCUUGGCUGCGCGUUUGCCGCUAAAAGCUGAUCCUUCCCAUGCAGGCAUCGGGGCGCUCCUGAAGACGCACCCACCCCGUCCCAGCCCAGGAGGAGGGAGGCUCCCCAAGAGCGUGGCCUCAAGUACAUCAAGUCCUCAACAGAAAGGGGUUCCUCAGAAGCAGCCUCAGGUUGAGUAAGGUGAAGGAGAGGACGAGGGGACCUGUACCCCACGAUCAGGCCAUGGCAGGGGUAGAGCGGCUUCCUCUGUCAGCUCAACAUCUGCCCUGGCGGGGCUCCUGGGUCCCAGCGAGGUAAGGCGCCCCACUCGUGGGAAGGCUUCGACCCCGAGAUCUCAAAGCGCUUCGCCAAAAGUUCGUCCUGGAAGGAGUGGCGCCCCGAGAGGAGACUAAGUGUCCUCUCCACCCCCAACCCGUGGGCCUGGGAAGGGAGAGAGAAGGUAGGGCCCUCGCUGAGGCCAGCGCCCCAGCUCUGCGCCUUGGACCCACAGGUGGUGGCUGAGCUGGCGGAGGAGGCUGGAGCCCGUUGUCCUGAAGGUGUUACCAAAAGUGACCUACACUCGAGUGAGACCAGGGCAGGUUGAAGCUGUCACCUUCCUCUAUCACCCCUGUGCCCAUCCCUGGCUGAAGCUCCAGCUUGCCUUCCUGGCCCGUGUUUGUGUGGCUAAGCCCUUGCUCAAACCUGACUCCAACCUCACUCGGGACAGGCCCCUGGUGCUGACAGCAUGGAGGAUGGCACUGGAGAUGGCCUGGGUAGAGCCAACCUGGGCUGCCUACUGGUUAAAGAGGCAGUGGAGGAAGCAGAGGAAGAAAGUAUGGUUCUACUCUGACAGCCCUGCUCAGCCCUUUCCAUCGGUGCCAAGUCACAGCAGAGGGAGGCUGUGCCCAAGAGGGUGUAUGCAGGUCCCAGCUUUGGCCUUUGCUCUGCGCAGCUGGAGGCCUCCUGGCACAGAGGUGCCACCUACAGGGCCUAGGCAGCAUUCUUCCAGUGGUGCCAAGAGACGGGGGCUGCGAGCUGCCCUGGGUCUCCAGUCCACUCCUGCAGGCCUGAGGGUUCCUUUUGCUUCCCCGUGGAGUUUAAAGGCCCGACAGCCCAUUUUAGGAACUCAGGGUGAGGGGGCUAAUGCCCCAUCUGUGCCUUCACUCCCUCUGUCACCUGGGGGACCAGGAGGCAAUGCAAGCACCCGGACAGAGGGUCAGAUACCCAAAGCCCAUGGCAGCCCAGGGGGGUGUACCUGCCCGACUCAGGCUUCUCCUGCCCCUCGGGCAGCAGCGCCUCCACGGGUAGCCCUGGGCCCCACCCCACGCACGGAGGAGGCCGCCUGGGCUGCCAUGGCCCUGACCUUCCUGCUGGUACUGCUCACACUGGCCAUGCUCUGCACACGGCUCCAUCGAAAUUUCCGCCAGGGGGACAGCAUCUACUGGGGGCCCACAGCGGACAGCCAGGACACUGUAGCUGCUGUGUUGAAGCGGAGACUGCUGAUGCCCUCGCGCCGGAUCAAGCGCUACCGCCGGAGACCCCUGCUCCCCCCUAUGCCAGACAGUGGCCCAGAUGGGGAGAGCUCAGACUGACCUGCCCCAGCCCUGCCGCUGGCUCGGAGGGCUCCUCCUCUGCUGUGCGGCCACGGCCUCUGCCACGUGGGCCGCACGCAGGGGCGCCCCCUGGCGGCAAACGAAGAAGCCCUGCUACGCAUUGCAGAAACUCUGCCACCUUGACUUGUGGGUUGCAGGAGUGGCCAGAGGAAGAGGAGCUGUUCCUGACCCCCCUUGCCCAAAUUCGUUUCUAAUUAAAUUAUUUUAGUAGAGUCCA
Heterocephalus glaber (naked mole-rat) is the source of this 2166-nucleotide messenger RNA. Lineage: Eukaryota; Metazoa; Chordata; Mammalia; Rodentia; Bathyergidae. The record is from RefSeq and is a predicted model, not a curated record.